Messenger RNA from Penicillium paradoxum, 1290 nucleotides. RefSeq lists its product as uncharacterized. Bases 1 to 1290 code for a protein of 429 amino acids. Gene Ontology annotation, biological process: ribonucleotide metabolic process; RNA catabolic process. The record is from RefSeq and is a predicted model, not a curated record. Lineage: Eukaryota; Fungi; Ascomycota; Eurotiomycetes; Eurotiales; Aspergillaceae. The transcript has a single exon. Gene Ontology annotation, cellular component: ribonuclease H2 complex; nucleoplasm.
AUGAGAACUCGAUCAGCACCAGCGUCGAAAUCUGCAAAGACCUCGGAACCGGAAGAGAAGACUAAGACCCUCGUCGCGGCAGAGAAACCAAGCAAAACGUUCAUCCUACCAUCUUCCGCCAGCGACAAUGCGCGACUUGUCUCCCUGCCCGAUCCUCAGUCGGGAGAGCUAACCCGCUACUUCUUCUGCCCGGACCGCGGUGUAUAUGAGUUUACGGUUAUCGCGCCGCCGGCGCACAUGGCGCGGAGUAUUCUGUUCACCCCUCGCGGUCGCGCAACACCGAGUCCCACGGAAGAGGACAAGGAAACACCUGCAGCUCCGGUGCAGGGCUCAAUAACGAAGAAGGCUGAACUAUUGGUGGCAACUCCGGUUGAUGUGAUGUUUCUCAUGAUUUCAUUAUUGGCUCCUUCCUCGAAAUCCGGGCCUUCACUUUUCCAGCCAUUGGACGAUAUCAUCGAUUCACAUGAUGAUAUGCCCAAGCACCUGCGCCAAAUUCUUUAUGAUGAGGUAUUCCGGACCCAUCUCCUAUCCCGCGUAGAGGCUGUCUGCGAUGUGGUCGAGGCCGGUGAUGAGAAGAUGUUCCGGUUCAGUGAGACAAAGCUUGUGAAGGAAAUGAUCGCGAAGGCAGAACGCACGGCGGACCGGGGCCUUCCUGCAAGUCUGGAGGAGCGAUUUGUUCGUCAGGCGCUGGCCACCCCUUUGAUGGCGGUCAAGCGGGAUGAUGUUGUCACCGGCCAAGAGCCAUCAGAGCAGAGUGCGGAAACGGGGUCAAAAUCGGAGGAGACGCAGGAUUCACCCUCAAGUGUGGCUGCAACUGCGACUCCGUCUGUUGCGACACCUGCAGGAGAAUCAACACCUGUGCCACAGCCCCCGAGCGGAGAGUCACCAGCUUCAGAUCACAUUACUCGGCUACUCAGAAUUUCCACCGCGCUGUCCUUCAUUAAGGAGUCUUAUCUACCAACCAGCAUGGCAUCAAAGCUGGACGAUAUCCUCGCCUCUGCAGAGAGCCCAAUUGAUUUCAAGCCUUUGCAAGAUCGUCUCAAGGAAAUUGCGGACCUUCGUGCUCAAGCUCUUGCAUCGCGCGACAUGUCUAAUUUCACCCGGAAACGGAAUCUUGAUGACGAGGAAGAGGAUACACGGGCCGAGAAGAAACGCCGAAAGGAAGAAGAGGAGAAGAAAUCCAAAGCUUCGGAAUCCCACGCAGUUAGGAACUUGAAGAAGGUCAACACCAGCGGAAUGCAGAAGAUGAGUUCUUUCUUCGCCAAAGCUGCGCCCAAGAAAAAAACUUGA